AUAGUGAAAUUACAACUAUGGUACCUAUUCAAACAGAAUAUCUAAACACUUUUUGCCUUAAAUGUGGUAAAAUUUGUCAUGAAAAAUGUAAUGGGUGGCUUCUAUUUUGCUGCAUUAAUUGGUUCGGACAGUGUACUAUAUGUAAAUGCCAUUACUUAAACCAUGCAAGGUCCUACUUUAAAAUGGAGCAACAAAUUCGAAAGGUUUCAAAAAUUAUUAAUGAUGCCCAAGCAGAAUAUUUACAUGAGAAAAAGGCCUCAUAUGACAAGAUAGUGGAUGAAAAACGAAAUGAGCUUGAAGUGUUAAAUAUGACGGUAUUCGCGUGUCGUCAAC
Molecule: messenger RNA, 333 nt
Organism: Scutellospora calospora
Lineage: Eukaryota; Fungi; Glomeromycota; Glomeromycetes; Diversisporales; Gigasporaceae
Source: the annotation of a GenBank genome assembly